GCCAUAAUUUGGCAGAGCCAAAUUUUGUUGGCACUGCCAAAUUAUGGCUUUUUGGGAUUUGCUUGUUCAUAUCAAUGAACAAGCAAAUCCAUACUCACUAACAGUGUAUGUUUACAUGCUCAAAGAGCUGAUAUGGGAAUCGGGGCAUUUUUUUUGGGCCUAUUUCUUACAGCAGAUGGACACACCUUGGCGUCACUGCCGUGAUGGUUACACACUUCCUUAUGGGACUCUUAAUCCAGUGGGGACAUACAACUAAAAAUAACUCAAGUCUAUUAUUGCAGAGGUUUCUCUAGGUGUGUUGCAUGUCCGUAUCCGUUGCCCUAUAUCGUGUGAACGGCUAGCGGGGAGGCGACGGGACUGUGGGAGCCGGGCUAGGGUUGGCCUUGCGGUGACGCAUUGUGCUGUUGACACUGGGGCUAUCUGAUAGCCCCUCUCCUUCUCCGAGGACACACCUGUAGGUCACGCGGUGCUGCAUUCCCACCGCCCGCCUCUCACAUUUCACUACAAACCUUCACACACUCACACGGGCCCUGGUUGGGUUCUAUGAUUCCCUUCCCGCUGUGGUGGUUUUAGUCGACGCUAGCUCUUUCUUUGCUUUGAUCCACGGCGAGGGACUUCUGGAAUGGCAGUACAAGCUGAAAACAUGCAUGAGGAAGUAGACCUGCAGCGGAGCUCGACCGGGAGCGAGGGGGGCAACUCUGGAGAUGGAACACCUCCAUCCAAGCGCAAGGGCAAGUUCUCCAGCCUGGGCAAGAUCUUCAAGCCCUGGAAGUGGAGGAAGAAGAAGCCCAGCGAAAAGUUUUCCGAGACCUCCAUCGCUUUGGAAAGACAGAUAUCGGUGAGGAAAUCCCGGCAGGAGCUGAUUGAGAGAGGGGUGCUGAAGGAAAUUCCUGAGAAUCAGAGCAACCGGCACAAGUCUGGCCCCGUGAAGAACGGCCACCCGGCGGCCAUGGACGUGGAGCGGGAGUCGGAGGCCGGCGUGCGGGUGCUCCGCGGGGAGUCUGAUUCGCGCGCCACGCCCAUGUGGCUGCCUCAGGGGGAGGAGCGGCGGAGCCGUGUGCCGUCGGACGCCUCGCGCGUCCACCGGGCGCCCCUGGACGUGGACUCUCUGGCCCGCCAGGCCGUGGAGGCCGACCGCCGCAGCCGCCUGCCGUCGGACCUGGACAGGCGGGGCGGCUCGUUACCCAGGGGGGCCGUCCCGGAGGAGGUCCGGCCCCGAUGGGACGAGAGGAAGGACGGACGGGAGGACAAGAGGGAGCUCAGAGAGGACAAGAGAGAGCCCCGGGAAGACCGGGACAGGAAUGAGGACAAGAGAGAGCCCCGGGAGGACAAGAGGGAGGAGCGGGACAGGAGGGAGGACCGGGACGAGCCGGAGCGCAGGGAACGCCGCGACGACCGGGAUCGUGAGCGGGACCCCAGGGAGAGGCGUGAGCGGAGAGACGACAGGGACAGGAGGGACGAGAGGACUGACCGCGAGGAGAGGGACAAGAGGGAAGAGCGGGAGGAGCGGGACAGGAGGGAGGAAAAGCCGGAGCGCGAGGAAAGGGAAAGGCGGGAGGAGAGGCCGGAGCGCGAGGAGAGGGACAGGAGGGAGCGUGGCGACCGGGACAGGAGGGAGCCGCGGGGGGAGAAGGACCGGCGGGACGACCGGGCGGAGCAGGAAAGGGAGCAGCGCGUUAAGGAGCGGAUCGAGCGGGAGCGCCGGGAGGAGCGCGAGAGGGAAGAGCGGGAGCACGAGAGGGAGGAGCGGGAGAAGGAGGACCGAGAGCGGCGGGGCUGGAGGGGGGACCGGGGGGACGACCGCGACCGGAAGGACCCCAGGCAGGAGGAGCGACCCGACAAGAGACGAGGCGAGGAGGCCGAGCGCGAGCGCAGGGACAAACCGGAGCCCCAGCGGAACCCCGUGGACAGCCUGCGGGCGGCGGGGCGGCCCGUCUCCGAGGUGGACGUCAGGGCGGUCCUGCAGAAGGCGAACUCGGAGGAGAACCGCAGGGUGCGGCCGGCCUCGGAGGCGGACCAGAGGAGCACCCUGCCCAGAUACAGCCCAGCGGAGGAGUUCAGAGGUCGCACAGAGUCAGCUGGCGUCCGCUUCGCCCCCGUUCCGGCGUCCAACCCCGUGAGCGAGCCUGAGGCGGCGCGGGACCCCCUGAGGGAGGCCGCCGCCAAACAGGCCCUGCUGCCCCCCAAGAAGCAGAGCCCCCCCCUCCCCACGGCCCGGACGGCCGCUCCCCCCGCCGUCUCUUUCUCCGCCUCUUCGUCCUCCUCCUCUUCCUCCUCGUCCUCCUCCUCGUCGGCCAUGGCGGUGGCCAAGCCCCCGAGGACGGUGUCCCUCAUCAGCGACGACCCCCCCCGCCUGGUCCCCGCCACCCCCGACUCGCCGCCGCCCGUCCCCCCGCACGCCAAGCAGCCCCCCGUGCCCCCGCCCAAGCCCGGCAACCGCAACAGCAACCCGGCGCUGCACGCCUCCAGACUGAAGGGCUGCGCCACGGUGCGACCGCACUGUUACAGGACGGGCUGGCAGCGCCGGGGCGAGCCGGGCCUCUACCUCUCCCUGCCCGUCUACCUGAGCCACAGGGCGGGGCUGAGCCGCUCAGAGCCCUCUCAGUCCGGCGGCGCCGUCAUCGUGGUGCCGGCGCCCUCCAAGCGCUCGCCGCCGACCCCGCCCAAGAGGAUGACCCCCGUCACCAAGCGGCACUCCACGCAAGAGGCCCCGCCCCAGGAGCCCCCGCCCCCGGAGGCCGCCACGCCGCCGGAGAUCCGCCCCGCCGAGACCCCGCCGGAGGCGUUCGCCCCGCCGCCGGCCCACCAGCCCCCCUCCCCGCCCCGGCAUCGCGUCCUCCCCGUCGCCGAGCCGACGCCGACGCCGCCGGCGGCUGACCCGCCCAGCCCCGUCACGCUGCCCCCCGCCAAUCCGCCGUCGGCCAUCCCCCUGCACAUCCGCAUCCAGCGGGCGCUGGUCAGCCCCUCGCCCGUCAAGGCCAACCCGGACGGCUCCCAGAGGGCCCACUCUCAGCUGUUUGAGUCCCCGCCCGAGGUCCUGCAGGAGGGCGGCUCGGUGCGCUACUCCCUGCCCAUCACCAUCGAACCCCUGCGGCUGCAAGAGGACGAUGACUUCGACAUGGAGGAGGAGCUGGCCAAGCUGCACCCUCCCCCGCGGUUCCCCCGCCAGCCGGAGCUGGAGCCACGCAGCCGGCGGGGGCUGGUGGUCAGCGCCAUCCCCGAGGGGGGCGGGCCGGGCGACAGCGAGGAGGACGAGGAGGAGACGGACUCGGACGGGCCAAUCAACUACCGGGACGACAGCGAGGAAGAGAGCGACGAAGAGGGGCAGCAGAGUCGGCUGGCAAACCGCGUGAAGAGGAAGGACACGCUGGCUCUGAGGCAGGAGCACGAGGCCCAGCAGGACGGCCCCGACGACACGGCCUGGCAGAACCGGGAGCAGUGGCUGGCCCUCCGGUCCAAGAUCAGCAGCGCGCUCACACGGCGCCUGAGUCAGAGACCUUCGGCCGAGGAGCUGGAGCAGAGGAACAUCCUCCCCGCCAAGAACGAAUCGGAUCGUCGGAUGGAAAGGUCCGAGAUCAAACGGCGGCUCACCAGAAAGCUGUCCCAGCGGCCCACGGUGGCGGAGCUGCAGGCCAGGAAGAUCCUGCGCUUCCAUGAGUACGUGGAGUGCACUCACGCCCACGACUACGACCGCCGCGCUGACAAGCCCUGGACCAAGCUCACCCCCGCCGACAAGGCCGCCAUCCGCAAGGAGCUGAACGAGUUCAAGAGCUCAGAGAUGGAGGUGCACGAGCAGAGCCGCAUCUACACCCGGUUUCACAGACCAUAACCGUCCACCUCCACCGGAUUGGUUGCGUGGGGGGGAGGAGGAGGGGG
Molecule: messenger RNA, 3876 nt
Organism: Gadus chalcogrammus (walleye pollock)
Lineage: Eukaryota; Metazoa; Chordata; Actinopteri; Gadiformes; Gadidae
Product: phosphatase and actin regulator 4A-like
Exons: 14
Coding region: 623-3829 (1068 amino acids)
Biological process (GO): neural crest cell migration; actin cytoskeleton organization
Molecular function (GO): actin binding
Source: RefSeq, a predicted model, not a curated record